Molecule: messenger RNA, 534 nt
Organism: Ixodes scapularis (black-legged tick)
Lineage: Eukaryota; Metazoa; Arthropoda; Arachnida; Ixodida; Ixodidae
Product: angiopoietin-related protein 7-like
Exons: 3
Coding region: 1-534 (177 amino acids)
Source: RefSeq, a predicted model, not a curated record
AUGAAGAAUUGGCAAGCAAGAUUCACGUCGUGCGUCCUCUUCAACCGACUUUCAGGGAACCAAAAUCUUCAUGCACUCACGAGCUGCCCACAUAACCCACAAGUCCUCAGAAUUGAACUGACGAAAAAGCAAGGAGAGAGCCCAAUUGUUAUGCAGUACCGUAAAUUUAGUGUUGGCUCCAAAAGUGAGAACUACAAGCUGACCGUCGGUGAUUACUCUGGUCCUGAUGGUUACGACGCGCUGAGCUCCCACAAUGGACACACGUUCAGCGUGAAGAAGAAUGGAGAACACAGUGGAGACCAUUGCGUCUCACAAAUAAGCGGUGGCUGGUGGUUUAAUGGUUGUAUCCACUCGAACCUUAAUGGAUGGAAGUUCAAAGAAAAUGUUCCGGAAACUUCAAAAGGCCUUGGUAUUACCUGGUACAAUCGAAACGAUGAAAAUUCCUACUUCAACGUUUACUCCGAGGUGGAGAUGAAGAUCAGAGAUGCCGACUUUGAGUUCUGCAUGGGCUCCUUGACUUACGAAGCUCACUGA